Molecule: messenger RNA, 1206 nt
Organism: Labrus mixtus (cuckoo wrasse)
Lineage: Eukaryota; Metazoa; Chordata; Actinopteri; Labriformes; Labridae
Exons: 4
Coding region: 1-1005 (334 amino acids)
Source: RefSeq, a predicted model, not a curated record
AUGACCACUGGGCUGCCUGAGGUUAUUGUGGGAGCAAUCAAAACUCGAUUUGCCACCACAAUUGAUUCCAAGGAUGCACUUCUGGCUGCUGUCUCCCUGCCAAAGUUCAAGCUGCGCUGGGUAAAAGAAGAAGCCAGAAGAGACCACAUCAAGUUCCUCCUCACAACGGAGUGCCGCUCCCUAACAACAGAAGAGCCUACAGCCCUGAUGCCCGAUGCCCCUCAACCUGCUGCUACCAGCGAGGAUGACUUUUUUUUCUUUGAUGUACAGCCCAAUGCCACGGCUGAUGUGCCCAUGUCAGUGGAAACAGAGAUGUCACAGUGGUUGAAGCAGCCCUCCGCCUCCUCCCUCCUUCAAAACCUCAGACUCUGCAGAAAACCACACAGCAGCUCCAGCCCAGCUGUCAAUCAUCAGUCAGCAGCAGCAGGGGCUGAUGGGAGUUCUGAGGACCUGUUAGAAACCGCCCGGCUCAGUCUGACCCCGCAGCUCGUCCUGGUUUGUCCUCACUUCUCGUCAGGUUCACCAGAGGAAAACAACAAAAUGUUUCUCCUCCCUGCUGUGGCUCUGUGCUGUGUGAGCUCAGCGCUGGCUGCCAUGACAACAGAGCUCAAACAGGACAGUUUGUCACUGACCAGGAGAGUUGGAGAAAACGUCUCCUUCAGAUGUGAACGUUUAGACCAGUGUGAUUAUAAUGAUUAUGUGUUCUGGUUCCAGAAAAAAGACAACGAAACAUUCACAAUGAUUCUGUUGAUUGAUAAGAGUGAUGGUGAAGUGAACAAAGAUUCUUACAAUCAUCCUCAGAAAGAUGAUUUCUCAGCUGUGAUCAAACAGAACGGCGUUGAGCUGCAGAUCCAGAAGGUUAAUUCCUCUCAUUCAGCCACAUACUACUGCUCCUGUUGGAAAAGGGUUUUACCCCCCACAGUGAGAAAUGAUCCGAGCAGGCUGAACAAAAACCAACAGAUGAGCAGAAGUCAGAUAAUGUUUGUGACAGGAAGACAGCAGUAAACCACAGCUCACUGAGUCAUUCACCUCCAUCACACACAGGAUGAACUGAGGGAUUAUUUUACUGGUGUCUGGAUUUAUUCUUUAUUUGAUUUCUUUGUUUUUCUCAAUCAGAUAUUUCAGUAAGGUCAUUGUUAGUCCACACUGUGAGGACAAAGAGAGAAGAGCAGAAACACAUUGACAAAAUAAAUAAAUACAAGAAAA